UCUUCCGUGCGGGUCCGGGCAGCCCUGGAGGGGGGCUCACACGCACACACGCCCCGUCGCGGGAGAGACCAGAGCGCACUCCCCAUCAUCAUCAUCGCCCAGAGCCGCGUGCGCUGCUGCUCGACUCGCUCCGCGACUGUGCCCACCGCGUGCGUGCGCGCGCGCGCGCGAGCAGAAUCGACGUCGAGACACCAACUGCGAUGAAGCCCACCUGGGACUGAAGUUUUUGUUGCUGUUGCUCGAGCGAGUUUUAGGGGUUUUUUUUAAGUGUUUGUGUUCUACGGCUGCUCUACGAUUUACUUGACGAGUGUAUUGAAAUUUCAAACGAAUCAUAUCGGACUAUUACUACAGCCUGCUGCCGAUCCUGCUGCAGUUGUCGCUGCUGCUGCUGCUGCUUCCACCACCACAACGUCCAGGUAGAACCACCCUGAACUCGUUAUCAGCGAGGUGACCGAGGUGAUCACAUGUCGCUGCCGGGAACACAGCUAAGGGCCGCGCGUGGCGGCACGAGGUCUCCUCGGGCCUAGGCGCGAGGAGGAGGGCCCUCGCCGAUGCGCGCGUGCCACGCGCCACUCCCGCCCGCACCGAGGAGGCGCACGGCCAUGGAGCACCGUGUCAACUCCUCCUCCUCCUCGAGCAACGACAGCGGCGGCGGCGGCGGCAUCACUCAUAACCAGAGCGCGGACGACGGCCUGGCCAACGAGACGGCGAGCGCCACCGGCUACACGCAGUCGUGGGCCAUCGGCAUGGGCUUCCUCAUGGCCCUCAUCAUGCUCAUCAUCGUGCUGGGCAACUCGCUCGUCAUCCUGGCGAUAGCGCGCUUCAAGCGCCUGCAGACGGUCACCAACUGCUUCAUCGUGUCGCUGUCGUGCGCCGACCUGGUCAUGGGCGUGCUGGUGGUGCCGCCCAGCGCCGGGCUCGUGGUGACGGACAGCGUGUGGACGCACGGCUCGUCGGCGUGCGAGCUGUGGACGUCGGUGGACGUGCUCUGCGUGACGGCGAGCAUCGAGACGCUGUGCGUGGUGGCGCUCGACCGCUACCUGGCCAUCACGGCGCCGCUGCGCUACAAGCAGCUGCUGACGAAGGCGCGCGCGCGCCUCAUCGUCGUCGUCGUGUGGAGCAUCUCGGCGCUCAUCUCCUUCCUGCCCAUCCAGAUGCUGUGGUGGCGCGACAACGCCGACGUCGAGGCGACGCAGUGCUACAAGAACCAGGACUGCUGCGACUUCAUCACCAACGCGCCCUACGCCAUCGUGUCGUCCGUCGUGUCCUUCUACGUGCCGCUCAUCGUCAUGGUGUUCGUGUACGGCCGCGUCUUCCAGGAGGCCAAGAAGCAGCUGCGCAAGAUCGACAAGAACGAGGGCCGCUUCUACGAGGUGUCCUCCGGCGGCGUCGGGGCCGCGGCGGGCGACGGCGGCGGAGCGAUGCCCAGGCGCCUGUCGAAGCGACGCACCUCUCGCGUCGUCUCCAUGAAGGAGCAGAAGGCCAUCAAGACGCUCGGCAUCAUCAUGGGCACCUUCACCAUCUGCUGGCUGCCCUUCUUCAUCUCCAACAUCAUCAAGGCGUUCUGCAAGACGUGCGUCGACAAGAAGCUCUUUUUCUUCUUCAACUGGCUGGGCUACAUCAACUCGGCCUUCAACCCGUUCAUCUACUGCCGGAGCCCCGACUUCCGGAAGGCCUUCAAGCGCCUCCUCUUCGGCUGCUCGGCGCUGAGCAGGCGCUCCGCGCCCAGGAGGCGCGCCGGGAGCCUCGCGUCGUGCGCCGCCGAGGAGCAGCAGCGGCGGCGGCGCGCGGGCGACCGCCUGACCCCCAACGGAGGAGGUGCGGGAGGGGGCGGGGCCUCCCGCGGCUCGCAGCUCGCGUUCGCCGCGCGUACCCCGGGCGCCUUCAGCAACGGCAAGGCGUCCCUGGGGGACGGGCGGCACGACAGCCGCACGAGCAACAGCAGCAGCAGCGAGCAGAGCCUGGAGCGCGACGAGAAGGCGCCCAAGACUAGGCCGGCCGAAGGUUGACCGGGUGGCGGCCGACGGAGGCCGACGGAGGUGACGACGCGAGGGGGGAGGGAG
Petromyzon marinus (sea lamprey) is the source of this 2063-nucleotide messenger RNA. RefSeq names its product beta-1 adrenergic receptor-like. Gene Ontology annotation, molecular function: beta1-adrenergic receptor activity. The record is from RefSeq and is a predicted model, not a curated record. Gene Ontology annotation, cellular component: plasma membrane. NCBI's taxonomy places the organism in Eukaryota, Metazoa, Chordata, Hyperoartia, Petromyzontiformes, Petromyzontidae. Gene Ontology annotation, biological process: adenylate cyclase-activating adrenergic receptor signaling pathway; positive regulation of MAPK cascade; norepinephrine-epinephrine-mediated vasodilation involved in regulation of systemic arterial blood pressure.